This is a messenger RNA of Copidosoma floridanum, 517 nucleotides long. It is a transcript of the gene Atox1, whose product is annotated as Antioxidant 1 copper chaperone. Gene Ontology annotation, cellular component: cytosol. The record is from RefSeq and is a predicted model, not a curated record. Gene Ontology annotation, molecular function: copper chaperone activity; metal ion binding. Gene Ontology annotation, biological process: copper ion transport. NCBI's taxonomy places the organism in Eukaryota, Metazoa, Arthropoda, Insecta, Hymenoptera, Encyrtidae.
UUUUAAAGGGCCAUCGGUCUAAAUUCCAUUUCCGUUGACUAUAUACAGUCUUACAGUCUGUCAAAUCAAAAGUAAUCAAGUCUAUUAUCACCGUCAUAUCAAAAAGAUAAGAGCAAAAAGUAAGGGUUUAAAAGAAGCCCGAGAGAGAAAGGAAGACUGAUCAGACUUUUCAUUCGCGCAGGUGACGUGGAACAGAAGUCGUGCUUUCUUGAAUACUUGUAAUAAUUGAAGAUGUCCGAACAGACUUUCGAGUACAGCGUCGCUAUGUCGUGCGAAGGCUGCUCCAAUGCGGUAAACAAAGUACUCGGCAAAAUAUCAGCUGUAAAAGAUGUCAAGAUUGACCUCCCUGCCAAAAAAGUAUUCGUAACGACAACACUGGACCACGAUGCAGUGCUGGAGUUAUUAAAAAAGACUGGAAAAGCUUGCUCUUACAUUGGAAUAGCAGCAAAGUAAAUAUGAAGUAAGAUAUUAAAAAAAUAAUAAUAAUUUUUUUUUAUCAAACAAAAUCUGUAUUAUA